This is a messenger RNA of Rhineura floridana, 2367 nucleotides long. It is a transcript of the gene THRB, whose product is annotated as thyroid hormone receptor beta. The coding region runs from base 1064 to 2338 and encodes 424 amino acids. Gene Ontology annotation, biological process: retinoic acid receptor signaling pathway; negative regulation of transcription by RNA polymerase II; thyroid hormone receptor signaling pathway. The transcript has 12 exons. NCBI's taxonomy places the organism in Eukaryota, Metazoa, Chordata, Lepidosauria, Squamata, Rhineuridae. The record is from RefSeq and is a predicted model, not a curated record. Gene Ontology annotation, molecular function: nuclear receptor activity; RNA polymerase II cis-regulatory region sequence-specific DNA binding; zinc ion binding.
ACGCCAGGAAUUGCCAAAAUGACCCGAGGGAAGUGAAGGGCUGUGGAGCAGAAGAGAAUUGGACCACUGUUCCCCACCGAAGCACGUUGCCUCUUUGAGUGCUACUCUGGGCUCCCGUUUGCUAAAUCGGGGAAAGAUGGGCAGCGCAGACUUAGAGGCGCACGUCGGUUAGCCAAAGGGGGCGGCUUUUCCCGGGGCUGCCUGUUGUGGCCCGGAGGGUCAGAUCCGCGCGGCGGGCGGGCUGCCGUGCCCUGCGCCCUGUGGGGCCGAGCCGGACUCUUCCCCCUUUGCGUGCUGGCGUCGCCUGCCUUUCCCCAAGUGCUGGUGGGGCGGGUGUGGAGUUCUCGCCGCUGAGCCUCCGGCUCCCGGUGGGGCGCGGGGGGAAACCAGGUCACCAGCGCCGAGACAGACAAACCGGCUUGGGGAGCGGGGCUGACUCAGGUGGUGUCGGCCGUCAGGCUGGGAAGGGGAAAGGCAAGGCGGGACGUCCCCGUGCGUUCUUGCCGCUUGGAUCCUCAGGAGCAGCAGCCCGGGCAGAAAACGGCGGCGGCAGCGGCAACAACCCUUGAUCCCCGCUGCGGGUCUGUUGGCGCAUGCAGGAGUUUCCAGUACUUCAGCUUUCUGAUCAAAAAUGUAAGAAGAGCCCUGCUGGAUCAGACCAGAGGCCCAUCUUGUCCAGUAUCCUGUUCCCCCAGUGGUCAACCAGAUGCCUGUGGGAAGCAAACACACAAGACAGGAACACAACACCACUCUUCUCUGGUAUUCAACUGGUAUUCAGAGGCAUAUUGCCUCUGAAACUUAAGGUGAUACAUGGCCAUGGUAACCAGCAGCCUCUGAUAGCUUUAUCCUCCAUGAAUUUUAAAGCCAUUCAAGUUGUUGACCGUUAACUACAUCUUGUGGCAGCAAAUUCUGGAGUUUAACUACAUGCUGUGAAGAGGUACCUAUUUUUGUCUGUUCUGAAUCUACCAACAUUCAGCUUCACUGGAUGACCCCAGGUUCUAUUAUUAGGUGAUACUGGUGAAAAAGGAACGAGAAUGACUACUUUUUGUUGAUUCCCAGCAGCAUGUCAGAUGUGAGCCACCCUGAGAGGACUUGUCCUAAUGGCAGCAAAGAAAUACUGGAAAUUAAUGAAUUAACUGGGUACAUACCCAGUUACUUAGACAAGGACGAACUAUGUGUUGUUUGUGGUGACAAAGCCACUGGAUAUCACUAUCGCUGUAUUACUUGUGAAGGUUGCAAGGGUUUUUUCCGAAGAACUAUUCAGAAAAACCUUCAUCCAACUUACUCCUGUAAAUAUGAAGGAAAAUGUGUGAUAGACAAAGUCACAAGAAACCAGUGCCAGGAAUGUCGCUUCAAGAAAUGCAUCUAUGUUGGCAUGGCAACAGAUUUGGUGUUGGAUGACAGCAAGCGGCUAGCAAAAAGAAAACUAAUUGAGGAAAAUCGAGAGAAGAGACGUCGGGAAGAGUUGCAGAAGACAAUUGGAAUGAAACCUGAGCCCACAGAUGAAGAGUGGGAGCUUAUCAAAAUUGUUACUGAAGCACAUGUGGCCACCAAUGCACAAGGAAGCCAUUGGAAACAGAAAAGGAAAUUUCUGGUUAGCCCAGCUAUAGAAAUAGCCUUUGGCCAUUCUCAGCUUUCUAUGAAGACUAACUGUUCCACUAGCAAACAACAGCAACAAACUAUAGCAAAGCCAGAGGAUAUUGGACAAGCACCAAUAGUAAAUGCCCCAGAAGGCGGGAAAGUAGAUUUAGAAGCCUUCAGCCAGUUUACAAAAAUUAUCACACCAGCAAUCACAAGAGUGGUGGAUUUUGCUAAAAAGUUGCCUAUGUUCUGUGAGCUGCCAUGUGAAGACCAGAUAAUCCUUUUGAAAGGCUGUUGUAUGGAGAUUAUGUCCCUCAGAGCAGCAGUUCGCUAUGACCCUGAGAGCGAGACUUUGACACUAAAUGGGGAGAUGGCAGUGACAAGGGGUCAACUGAAAAAUGGAGGUCUUGGAGUAGUAUCAGAUGCCAUUUUUGACCUGGGCAUGUCACUGUCAUCAUUCAGCCUAGAUGACACGGAAGUCGCCCUUCUUCAGGCUGUACUGCUGAUGUCUUCAGAUCGCCCGGGUCUCGUCAGCGUCGAGAGAAUAGAAAAGUGUCAAGAGGGUUUCCUCCUGGCAUUUGAACACUACAUUAAUUACAGAAAGCAUCACAUUGCACAUUUUUGGCCAAAACUGCUGAUGAAAGUGACAGAUCUACGAAUGAUCGGCGCCUGCCAUGCUAGCCGCUUCCUGCACAUGAAGGUGGAAUGCCCAACAGAACUCUUUCCCCCUUUGUUCCUGGAAGUUUUUGAGGAUUAAAAAGACUGGAGAGGUUCUCAGAAAUCCUA